This is a messenger RNA of Drechmeria coniospora, 1491 nucleotides long. Its product is annotated as Ubiquitin-conjugating enzyme/RWD-like protein. The transcript is spliced from 6 exons. The coding region runs from base 1 to 1491 and encodes 496 amino acids. Lineage: Eukaryota; Fungi; Ascomycota; Sordariomycetes; Hypocreales; Ophiocordycipitaceae. The record is from RefSeq and is a predicted model, not a curated record.
AUGCUAACACGAGGCCUCACGCAGGAGCUCAGCGACAUCCAAAAGGGGUCCGACCUCGCCAUCGCGGUCGCCUGCCGAGACAUCGAUGUUCGAAACAUCAAGGCCUUGAUCGUCGGUCCACAUGAGACCCCUUCGCCAUUCGUUUUCAUAAAGAGUAUCCUUCCAAGGCACCGAACGUGCAAUGCGUCACAACAAACAAAGGGCAAUGCAGAUUUAACCCCAACAUAUACGCCAACGGCAAAGUUUGCUUGUCGAUCCUCGGGUAAUGGACCAGGCUUCCACAUUCUGCUUUCACGCCGUGCCCCCACAGAAUCUAACCUGCUCGGUAGGACAUGGCGCGGGGAGCGGUCGGAAGAAUGGUCCUCUGCUCAGGGUUUGGAGUCGAUUCUCUUGUCCAUUCAGAGUCUUCUUUCGGCAAACCCAUACGAGAAUGAGCCUGGUUUCGAGGAUGCAAAUGGGGAAUCCGACCAGAAGAUGCAAAGGGAAUACGUUCAAAAAAUCCGUCACGAGAACUUGCGCAUAUCCAUCAUACAGCGACUAGAGAGUUACCUCGGCCUUAACCCGGACGGCUCCAGGAUCAGCAACGAUGCCAAGGAGGCGGAGGAGAGCGAGGUCCCGUUUGAGCCCUUCAAGGAUCUCUGCAAAAGGCGAUUCCUCUGGUACUACACGUCGUAUCUCACUGCGAUAGAGAGGAGCAAGCUGGAGGUAAAGGAGCGGCAGGCGUUCGUACGAAUGCCCUUUGAGUCGCAGUUUCACAAUUCCAUGGAAGGUCGCUUCAACUAUCCGGAGCUCGAACGCAGGUUGAAGAACAUCAAGGCGUUUCUCGACGCAGAACCCAACGUAUGGGCCGAGGAAGGCGUAGCGGCGAUGGCUCAGGAGACGACCGUCUGCGUGAACCUGCAACAUCAGUUUGAGCAGGUCUCGGCGGCCUUGAAGCGCGGCGAUAUGCCGCACGAUGUAACGCUCGAGGAUGGAAAUCCAUUCGUGUGGAUCAUCACAUACUUUGGACGGCCCAUGACCAACCUUGACGGAGGGCUGUUCCGCAUCAGGAUGAACUUUAGUCCCCGCUUUCCCGACGAACAACCUCGAGUCCGGUUCGAGACGAGGAUAUUCCAUCAUCACGUAGCCGACGACGGCACCGCCUGCUACAGCCCCAAUCCGUUGAAGAGAGAGGACAUCGGGUCCCACAUCGCCGCCAUCUUCGCCGUGCUGGAGGAGGACGACCCGGCCUAUGACCCCAGAGAGAUUGUCAACCCGGAGGCCACCCGCAUGUACUGGGGCGGCGACGCCGAGAAGAGGAAGAUGUACAACCGUCGUCUGCGCCGGUCGGUACAGCAGAGUCUAGAGUCAGCAAGCCGCCUGCCCGUGCGAUUCCCCGCUUGCAAAUCCACUGACUGGCCGCAGGGAUUUUCCGGAAUAGAUUUGGCUGCAGACGCGGCAUCCGCAGGUUUCACACGUGAAAGGAAGUGCAUGCAGAUAGAUACCAUUUGA